Molecule: messenger RNA, 1884 nt
Organism: Dichotomopilus funicola
Lineage: Eukaryota; Fungi; Ascomycota; Sordariomycetes; Sordariales; Chaetomiaceae
Product: dihydroxy-acid and 6-phosphogluconate dehydratase
Exons: 5
Coding region: 1-1884 (627 amino acids)
Biological process (GO): branched-chain amino acid biosynthetic process
Cellular component (GO): mitochondrion
Molecular function (GO): dihydroxy-acid dehydratase activity
Source: RefSeq, a predicted model, not a curated record
AUGGCUCCGCACGCCGACGAGGCCCCCGCGGCCCGGAAUGGUGAAGAGAAUGUUCGGAACGUCCCCAAAGAGGGCGACUACCUCCAGCCGGAGGUCUUGCCCACCGGUGGCAACCUGAACCGUUGGUCGCACGUUCUCACCCGUGGCCAUGACUUUCCCGGUGCUCAGGCCAUGCUGUACGCUGCGGGUGUCCCCAAUAGGGACAUGAUGAAGAACGCGCCGCACGUCGGCAUUGCUACUGUCUGGUGGGAGGGUAACCCGUGCAACACGCACCUUCUCGAGUUGGGAAACAUUGUGAAGAAGUCGGUCGAGCAGCAAAAGAUGCUGGCUUGGCAGUAUAACACCAUUGGUGUUUCUGACGGCAUCACCAUGGGUGGCGAUGGCAUGAAGUUCUCUCUCCAGUCUCGUGAGAUUAUCGCCGACAGUAUCGAGACUGUCACCUGCGCCCAACGUCACGAUGCCAACAUCAGCAUCCCGGGCUGCGACAAGAACAUGCCGGGUGUUGUCAUGGCUGCCGCUCGCCACAACCGCCCGUUCGUCAUGAUCUACGGCGGCACUAUUCGCAAGGGCCACUCCAAGCUGCUCGACAGGGAGGUCAACAUUUCGACUUGCUACGAGGCGUCCGGUGCUUUCACCUACAACCGUCUGCAGGCGAAAUGCAAGAAGGCUUCUGGCGAAAACGCCACUCCCAGCGACGUCAUGGAGGACCUCGAGAGGCAUGCUUGCCCCGGCGCUGGUGCUUGCGGCGGAAUGUACACAGCCAACACCAUGGCCACCGCCAUCGAGGCCAUGGGUCUGACCCUGCCCGGCUCUUCAUCAUACCCCGCCACUUCGCCCGAGAAGCACCGUGAGUGCGAGCGCGCCGCCGGAGCCAUCCGCACUUGCAUGGAGAAGGACAUCCGCGCCCGCGACCUGAUGACUCGCCGCGCCUUUGAGAAUGCCCUGGUCCUCACCAUCGUUCUCGGCGGCAGCACCAAUGCAGUCCUCCACUUCUUAGCCAUGGCCAACUCAGCCGACGUCCCCCUCACGCUCGAGGACAUCGACCGCACCUCCAACCGCACCCCUUUCCUCGCCGAUCUCGCCCCCUCCGGCAAGCACUACAUGGAGGACCUCUACGGCAUCGGUGGCACCCCAGCCGUCCUCAAAAUGCUCAUCGCCAACGGCCUCAUCGACGGCUCGAUCCCCACCGUCACCGGCAAAACCCUAGCCGAGAACGUCCGCGACUGGCCGUCCCUCCCCGAAGGCCAGACCAUCCUCCGCCCGCUGUCCGAGCCGAUCAAGAAAACCGGCCACAUCCGCGUCCUCAAGGGCAACCUCUCCCCCGGCGGCGCCGUCGCCAAGAUCACUGGCAAGGAAGGUCUCUCCUUCACCGGUUCUGUUCUGGUGUUCAACAAGGAACAGGAACUCAGCGACGCCCUCGCCCGCGAAGCCAUCCGCCCCGACGCCGGCAACCUCGUCCUCAUCGUCCGCUACGAGGGUCCCAAGGGUGGCCCCGGCAUGCCGGAGCAGCUGAAAGCCAGCGCGGCCAUCAUGGGCGCCGGACUGAAGAACGUGGCGCUCGUCACUGACGGCCGCUACAGCGGGGCCAGCCACGGGUUCAUCGUUGGCCAUGUUGUUCCCGAGGCUGCGGUUGGCGGCCCCAUUGCUCUGGUGCAGGACGGCGACAUCGUUACUAUCGAUGCCGUUGCCAACCGGAUCGAUGUGGUUGAGAUUCCUGGGGCGGGUAAGGGGGCUGAGGCGGUUGAGAAGGAGUUUGCUCGUCGUAGGGGUGUGUGGACGGCGCCGAAGAUGAAGCCUAUGCGUGGUGUGCUGGCCAAGUAUGCUAGGCUUGUUGGGGAUGCUAGCCAUGGCGCUGUUACCGAUGUUGGUGGGUCGGCUUGGUAG